CCACCAUCUUCCACCUCCACUCUCUCACUCCAAAUCCAAACUGUAGAGAGAGAAACAGAGUUUCAGUUUCCACCGCCGCAAUGCCAAUCUCCACCACUCUCACCCUCACCCCACCCCUCCCGCGCCUCCUCUCUCUCCACCACCCCACCCCUUUUCUCUCCCCUCCAUCUCUCUCCCUCACUCCCCAAACCCCCAUCCUCCUCUCCCUAUCCCUAACCCACCGCCCCUUAUCCACCAGUGCCGCCGCCGCCAACACCGAAAUCACCUCCAAAUUCUCCGGCGGCGGAGGCCACGGCAACAACAACAACAACAACGGCGGAGGAGGCGGCGACGGCGGCGGAAAUGAAGGGGGCGACGAUAGGAACAAGAGGAGCAACAAAGAGGAAGCCCUAAUGGCGCUGGCGGAGGCCGGGAGGAGUUUGGAGAGCUUGCCCAAGGAUUUGAAAGCCGCCGUGGAAGAAGGCAGGAUUCCGGCGUCGAUUUUGCUGAGGUAUUUCGAUCUCGAAAAGUCUAGCUUCCUUUCUUGGCUUAUGAGGUUCGGAGGGUUUAAGGAGAGGUUGUUGGCUGACGAUCUCUUCUUGGCUAAACUCGCCAUGGAAUGCGGCGUUGGAGUUUUCACCAAGACUGCUGCGGAAUACGAGCGUCGCAGAGAGAACUUUUUCAAUGAGAUAGAGAUUGUUGUUGCUGAUGUGAUGAUGGCAAUAAUAGCUGAUUUUAUGCUCGUCUACCUUCCGGCUCCUACUGUUUCUCUUCGACCUCCUGUUUCGCUCAAUGCUGGUCGCCUUGCUAAGUUCCUUCAUGGUUGUCCAGACAAUGCCUUUCAGCUUGCUUUACCGGGAGGCUCAUUUUCAUUGCUGCAAAGAGUAGGUGCAAUAGCGCGUAAUGGAGUGAAGCUGUUUGCUGUGGGCACCACUUCAUCUCUGGUUGGUACGGUUGUGACUAAUGCGUUCAUAAACGCCCGUAAGGCUGUUGAUCAGUCUGCCGGAGAUGAGCUGGAAAAUGUUCCCAUACUAUCAACUAGCGUCGCCUAUGGUGUCUAUAUGGCUGUAUCUAGCAAUCUCCGAUAUCAAGUUUUGGCGGGUGUAGUCGAACAACGGGUACUGGAGCCCUUGCUUCAUCAACACAAGUUAUUACUCAGUGCCCUUUGCUUUGCUGUGAGAACUGGAAACACGUAUCUGGGCUCAUUACUGUGGGUCGAUUAUGCUCGUCUUAUAGGCAUCCAAAAGGCUCAAGAUUUAGAAUGAUAAGAUUGCAGAUGAAAAGUGGUAAAUGUGAGCUUACAUCGUUGUUAACACUUGGUAAGAGUAUGUAGUUUGAUUGAGAGUAGGUUUAAUGCCCUUUUUAUUUGAUAAUUUGUUUGAGAUAUGAAUUGCUUUAAAUUUUAAUUUUCUAUUCAUUUUGGGCUGAGUUAGCCUUGCAA
Messenger RNA from Salvia hispanica, 1420 nucleotides. Its product is annotated as protein RETICULATA-RELATED 4, chloroplastic-like. Lineage: Eukaryota; Viridiplantae; Streptophyta; Magnoliopsida; Lamiales; Lamiaceae. The record is from RefSeq and is a predicted model, not a curated record.